AUGUCCAGCUUUCGAUUUCCGGGUCUGCUGCUGGGUCUCGUCAUCCUUGCCGCCUUGGCAAGCCCGGCCGCCGCCUUCGGUGCUGGAAAUAUCGCUUCCAUCUCAAAAGUCGAAGGGCAAAACUGGCGCCACGGUGACAUUGAAGAUGCUCUGCUCUCCAUUGCCAUGGCACAAGCCUUCAACGGCAAAAAGUUCAGCAAGCUUAUGGUCUCCCGUGUCUAUUUUGGUAACUGGCUUCGCGACUACUCUCAGGCCAUCGACGUCGGCACUGUCAAGGCUGUUUCCGCCGAGGCGAUCCGUUUACUCCUCUGCGUUCUUGGCUUCAUGACCUUUGGUUAUGGCUCCGGCGAGUUCGAAGUCACGACCGAUCGCGUUGGCUGCUACCGCCCCGAAGACCACAUUGAUAACCCCAAGGACUACGCCGAAAAUGUCGAUGCCCGCGAGUACUACGAUCGCCUCCGAGGUCCCGUCGACGAGGACGCUGAACUUUCCAUCGAUGAGCGCAACGGAAUGAAGAAAUACAUCGCUUCCGAAUCUGAUAACAUCAUGACCUCGGCCAAGCAUGUUCGUAAUCUUUUCACCCGCUGCAUCGAGCUUGGCCGUCGCUACAAACAGAAUAGUGACAAAGCCGAUCGCAACGAGGCUCUCCGCCUCAUGGGCACCGGCCUGCACUAUUUCUUUGCGCACAGCAACUACACCGAACUUGCCCUCAUCGAAAUGGGCGAGCGUGACAUCUUCCCUCACUGUGGAACUAACACCAAGAUCCAGCUCGAAGGUGCACAGGACUCCGUAUACCCUAUCGUGACAGGUACUUUCGGCGGUGUCGACUUUCUGCACUCUGUUACUGGCGAAGUGUCCGACAAGCUGACCCAAAACGAGAUUGAGGAGCUCGAAGGAGCACUGGAGCAACGUAAGCAGUCUGAUACCAGUUUCCUUCGCGAUCUCCUUGACAAGAUCCCCGACGGCAUCCUUGGUGGCGGCAAGGAGAAGCAGAAAAUCGACGAAAUUCAGGAGAAUGCCAAUGCGGCCCAGAUGCAAAACACCUCUGUCUCGCCAAAAGACCCCGAGGAGUUCACAGUCUACGUCAAAAAUAUUUUUGACCAAAUCAUGCCUGCCAUCAAGCUUCAUGAUGACAUUAUGAAGACCAUCGGUAAUGCCAUCGACAAGAUCCCCGUCCUACCCAAGAUCAUUGAGCAGCUGGAAGAGCAACUCACCCAGUUUGUCUUCUCCAUCAUGGCCCCAUUCAUUGUUCCUUUAAUUCGACAGAUUCGUAACGAACUCAAAACUGGUUCCGAGGAGAUUAUCACGAGCAGUCAGAACCAGCAGCAUGUUGUUUUCAAUGAUGACAAUAGCACCAACCCCACCCACUCCAUGCUUUCCAAGGAUCAUUUUUCCAACAUUCUGAACGAGGUUGCCGGUCGAGGUGCUGCCAAGACUGUCUCUUGGGCUGUUCCGCAGUUGAUGGAGGCCAUUGACGAUGAAAACGUCGACGUGAAUCGUCUAUGUGACCGCCUAAUUUAUGGUGUGCUUCACCACCCUGCCCAGAGAAGUAUGGGUGAUGAUGGUGUCAGCGAGGCACGCCAGAUGAUCUUCCAGGUCGUCGAGGAAUGGUGGGGUCAGAUGGGCGAUGACCAGCGCGACGACUAUCGCCAGAAGCUUUCCCGCGAGGGUGUGCAGAACGGAAAUAACCACAAGGAGGGCGUUUAUGACACUGGCCACGGCCACGGCUGUGUUGGAAAGCUUGAAAUGCGUAAGCUCUAUGGCGCGCCAGACACUCUGGAGACCAAGAUUGCCAGUGCUGCAGCCAAUGCCAUUUUCACAAGCGCCAGUGGUAUGGUUUCCGAUAUUGUGGAGCAGCAAACCGGUAUUCAAUUGCCUGGUAGGCAGGAGAAGGAGGAAUCCGGUGGCUUGAAAGGAUUCAUUAAAUCCAUCUUUAGCCCGGACGAGGAAGAGGGCAGCAGCGGCCGAACUGAAAAUCGGCCGGAUCAGAGCUCGGGUAACUUUGGUGGUAGAACCGGCGACGGUGGCCGACAGGACUACGGCAGUGGCAGUGGGGGUGGCUAUGGUCGACAGGACAGUGGCAGACAGGACAGUGGCCGUCGGCAGGAUUCCGACUCGUACGGAAGCUCCGGUCAAAGGAGAGAUGAUGACUAUGGUGGUGGAAGACAUGACAGCGGCAACCGCCGAGAGGGCAGCUAUGGUGGUAGAAACGACAGUAGCUACGGCGGUAGCAGCGGAAACGGCGGAUAUGGUCGACGCCAGGAGGACAGCUAUGGAGGUGGAAGCGACAGUGGCUACAGUGGCAGACAGGAGAAUAGCUACGGCGGCAGACAAGAGAGCAGUUAUGGCGGAAGAGAGGAAAGCUACGGCGGAAGACAGGAGAGCUAUGGUGGCAGACAUGAGAGCAGCUACGGCGGCAAAGACGAGAGCAGUUACGGUGGCCGGGAAGAAAGCUCCGGGGGACGGCAGGAGGCUAGCUAUGGCCGCAGCAGCGGACAUGGGUCGCGGCGCGAUGACGACUAUGGCGGUCGGGGCGAUGACAGCUACGGAGGCAGACACGAGGGGGGGCGUGGCGGCCGUGAUGAGUACGGUGGACGGGAUGAGUAUGGCGGACGGGACGAGUACGGCCAGGACGAUGAAUAUGGUGGUCGGCGGGAGCACGGGGGAUCUGGUCGACGCCGACGAGACGACGACGGAUAUGACAAUGACCGAUACUAA
Molecule: messenger RNA, 2718 nt
Organism: Cordyceps fumosorosea ARSEF 2679
Lineage: Eukaryota; Fungi; Ascomycota; Sordariomycetes; Hypocreales; Cordycipitaceae
Product: Heterokaryon incompatibility Het-C family protein
Exons: 6
Coding region: 1-2718 (905 amino acids)
Source: RefSeq, a predicted model, not a curated record